ACCUGUUUCUACAGGCUCAUAAUUAGCUGAUUCAGCAGAAGCCACAUGAACGGAAGGUCUGGCCACGCCCAACUACACAGUGUUUUUCUUGAGUGUGAGAAUGGCUUCACCAGCAGUGGUACCAGGCUACAACAAGCAGCUAUCCACUGGCUCUGAGCUGAACUUCUCUCCAGAUGACCCAGUUCCCUCCCUACCCUAUGAAGUGGUGGCUGACAUAUUCCAGUACGUGCCCCCAGUACAGAUCAUCACUGUGUGCAGGCUUGUUAGCAAGACAUGGAAGAGCUUUAUUGACGACCCUCAGUUCUGGCAGUUUGGACUCAGAAAAUGUCAGAAUUUCACUCCAAAGCUAAUUGACAUCCCGUCUCAAAAUAUUGAUUGGCCGAAGUUGUACCUAAACACUGCAUGUGGCCCCAACUUAAUUAGGAAUUCUGUUUCUGGUGAAUUUUCUCUUGAACCUCCAUGGACGAUUUCGUAUAGCUCAUGGAAGAAGUUUAGCAAUAAGUACGGCCUAAGCAAAGUGGCAGUACGUAAACGUCAACGACACUCUUCUAGCUCUAGUAGCGAGAGUGAAGACGAUGAAUCUGAUGAGUCUGAUGCGGACGACGACCAACUAUCCAGUUGGGGUGGAGGUAAUAAAUGGAGCAUUCAGUCAGGAUGUAUAAAGCCAGAGCAUCUACACUAUGAGCAGAUAGUCAAAGAGAAUGGCAACAGUGCUAAGAAUUAUGUUACGUCGUACGAAUGGUGCUGUCGACAACAAGUUAUCGAAUUAUCUCAUCAUGGUUUUUCCGACUCUGUCAUGGACACUGUUCAGCCCUUGAUCUCGGUCUCGGAAUGGUACUGUGCAAGAUUUGAUUGCGGCUCCAUUUUUUGUAUUCGUGUUGAGCUUCUGAGCUCAGAAAAGAAAGUGAUUGUCUUGUACGAGGACUCGGUAGAGACUGAUCAAUGGCAGGGUGGAGAGCUGGGCUGGAGGAGGGUGGAGCAUGAGUUUAAAGACUAUGGGUCAGGAGUGCGAUUUGUACGAUUUAGUGACGGAGGAAAAGAUACCCAGUGGUGGGCUGGUCACUAUGGCAGCAAAAUGGCGGGUGCUAGACUGAUAGUUAGCUUGAAGUAAAGUCAGUUAGCAUUAUAAUUGCUAGAGUGUGAAUUUAACUAUCUUUGAAGUUAUCAUAAUUAUGUAACAGCAGCUAUAGUGCUGCAUGUGUAGCCUAACAUGAAUGUGUAUAUCAAACUUUAAUUUACAUAUAAAUUAAUUUAUUGCGA
Halichondria panicea is the source of this 1260-nucleotide messenger RNA. Its product is annotated as F-box only protein 6-like. Gene Ontology annotation, molecular function: protein binding; ubiquitin protein ligase activity. The transcript has a single exon. The record is from RefSeq and is a predicted model, not a curated record. Gene Ontology annotation, cellular component: cytoplasm; SCF ubiquitin ligase complex. Gene Ontology annotation, biological process: SCF-dependent proteasomal ubiquitin-dependent protein catabolic process; glycoprotein catabolic process. The coding region runs from base 101 to 1111 and encodes 336 amino acids. Lineage: Eukaryota; Metazoa; Porifera; Demospongiae; Suberitida; Halichondriidae.